Molecule: messenger RNA, 387 nt
Organism: Malaya genurostris
Lineage: Eukaryota; Metazoa; Arthropoda; Insecta; Diptera; Culicidae
Product: nucleolar protein 58-like
Exons: 3
Source: RefSeq, a predicted model, not a curated record
AUGACACAACAUGCAACGGUGGACAAAGUGAAAGGUGCCCCGAGGGACCAAAGCGAGCAAAGAGAGCAAAGGGAGAAAAGGGAGCAAAAGAGAGAAAAGAACCAAAAGGAGCAAAGAGAGCAGAGGGAGCUAAGGGAGCAAAGAGAGCAAAGAGAGCAAAGAGAGCAACGACAGAACAAGGGUACAAAGGAACAAGAUAACAAUCGAACAAGAGAGAAAGGAGAAAAAGGAACUAAGGAACAAGGAAACAAGGGAACAAGUGAACAAGUGGGCAAGGGCACAAAGGAACAAGGGCCCAUGGGAAUAAGGCAACAAAGGAACAAGGGAACAAUACAAAUUAGAUAGCUGAAAUAUAAUUUACAGAAUAACAUAAAUUCAUUCGGCACG